Messenger RNA from Gigantopelta aegis, 1042 nucleotides. RefSeq names its product putative tyrosinase-like protein tyr-3. Bases 28 to 972 code for a protein of 314 amino acids. The transcript has 8 exons. The record is from RefSeq and is a predicted model, not a curated record. NCBI's taxonomy places the organism in Eukaryota, Metazoa, Mollusca, Gastropoda, Neomphalida, Peltospiridae.
CGGACUUAACGUGAAACAAAAACCAACAUGCUGUUUCCAGUUUUGGUGAUACUGGGAAUCUGUGUUACUGGCAGCCACUCACAGUUUCAAACCCUCCGUCCAGUAACAAUUGCUCCACCGCUCCCUGGGCAGGCUACAGUUGCACCACCGCUGCCUGGACACAAUACAGUUGCACCACCAUUACCUGGACACAAUACAGUUGCACCACUAUUACCUGGUGGAUUUGAUCCAACAUGUGUUGACAAACUUCAUAACUGCGACCAGUUUCCCGAAGUAUCGUGCAAACCGCCGUACGAAGCCUGGGCCAAGGAUAACUGUAAAAACAGAUGCAAGUUUUGUCAUGGACCUAGUGCUCCUUGCGCCGACAAGCUGCCAGACUGUGCUAAAUACCCAGAGACGUCAUGUAAGGCUCCCUUUCAAGCAUGGGCACACGAAAACUGCAAAAAUACUUGCAAGUUCUGCCAAGGACCUACAGUUCCACCUCCUGAGUGUAAAAACAACUUGAGAGACUGCGAGACGUAUCCCAAGGACGUGUGUAACGAUCCCAAGUACAAACAAUGGUCGGAGACUCAGUGUCGAUAUUACUGCCGCAAAUGUUCACCUACCGAGUUAGCGUUGAAGGAUGCAAUAACAACCACUAUGAGCCCAACACAAUGUGUGGACAAACUCCAAUGUGGACUAUACGGAAAAGCAUCGUGCUGUGGAAAUUACAGAAAGUGGGCUGAAGACAACUGUCCAGUAUACUGUGGAAUCUGCAAAGGAACGCCUGGUCCACCAACCCCGUGUGCUGACAAACUUCCCAACUGUUCUCGGUACAAGAAAGACAGCUGCACAAACCCUAGCUUUAAACAAUGGGCCGAGGUUAACUGCAUGAAGUACUGCAAUCUAUGUCAUCUGCUUAAUACUAACAACGGGGACCCUUGUGCUAACAGCCCUGGUUUUCCGCACCCUCCAUUACCGGUAUCCGGGUAAAUAUAGAAAGAAAUGUAUACGCACUCGUGUUGAAUAAUUAUCGGAUAUUAAAGCAGUAAUUUUGAAUUUU